Molecule: messenger RNA, 534 nt
Organism: Belonocnema kinseyi
Lineage: Eukaryota; Metazoa; Arthropoda; Insecta; Hymenoptera; Cynipidae
Exons: 1
Coding region: 1-534 (177 amino acids)
Source: RefSeq, a predicted model, not a curated record
AUGUUUAACACCCCUGAUGAACCUACAGAUUUAACUGGUAAAGCUAUUUCACCCAAAAAUGAACAGGAAAUUGCUUUAAAUUUUGCAAAAAAUGGAACUAUUCAAGAUUAUUUGCGUUAUCCUCUAACCCCACAACGAAAAGGAAAGCAAAUGAAGGGGAAAGUUGUAUAUGCUUUAACAUUUCAUUCAUGGAGAGAUGAAGAAUUAAGGAAAAUUACAUCCAAAGAAGAUGAAGCUAAAAGUAAGGAAGUUAAAAGGCAAGAAAGAAAACGACGAAAAGAUAUUUUAGAAAAAGCCAAAGAAGAUACAAAAAGAAUAAAAUUAGAAACUAAAGAAAAUAAAAACAAUCCAAAUAAAUCUUCGAGUAUUGACAAUUUUACUGAUUCUGCUAAAGACGUUACCAGAAAAAGAAAGUUCAAAGUCAAAGAGAAUAAUAACAAAGAAAAUCAAUUUUCGAAUAGUACCGAUGAAACCACUGAUUCUGCGGAAGCAGUGAAAAAACGACGAGGACGACCACCUAAGAUUUCGAACUAG